AUGAGAAGGCAGUCCAAGGCUCAUUGGAGGUGGAAGAAGCGAGCGGCCGGACCGGCGUGGGUCAGCUUCAGAUUUCCGUCGUUGCCGGAGGUGGGCGCAUCAGCCACGGUCGCAGGUGGGUGGAGGGAUAUGGCGGGUAACCAGAGCUCCUUCAUAGCCGGAGGCGAGCACAGCUGCGGCGGCCGGACCUCGUAUCUGAAUGUUGUGCUCUACACAGCUACUUCCCCGAGGGCCGAGGGUAGUCUAGCAUACAAGCUCCACGGCGCUGGAGUCUCUCGCACAGCUACGUUGGACUGGGAACAGCGGAUAGCCAUCUCGCUUGCUGUGGCGCGUGGGGUGUCGUUCAUCCACUCAGUUGGACCUUCAAGCUGCCAUGGCAACAUCAAGUCUUCAAAUGUCCUGCUCAGCAGCACCCAUGAUGCAUGUGUGUCGGAGCAUGGCCUGAUAACACUUGGCGUGGAUAAGUUGGUCUCCCAGGAAGCCGACGUGUACAGCUUUGGCGUCCUACUGCUGGAGAUUCUCACCCGCAAGACUCCUGUAAAGAGCACACGGCAUGAGGAGGGAGUGGAUUUGCCAGAGUGGGCACGUUCCGUUAUUCACGAGGCACGCGAGGAGUGGUCAGCGGAGGUGUUCGACGUGGAGCUCCGAAGACUGUGGCAGAAUGACAGGAAAAAGCAACACAUGAUACGACUCCUGCAGCUUGCCCUGAAAUGCUGCAGUGAAGAUACCAACUCCAGACCUACAAUGUCCGAUGUCGUGCAGAGGAUUGAGGAGAUCCGGUAGUCCUGACUCCUGGAUGAGAGUUCCAGGAUCACAAUCACAUUCACAUAUUUCCUUGAAAAGAAUCUUUUCAUUGUAAAUCUGUAAUCUAUCAACUGUCGUGCAUGGUAUUGGUAUAUACCUGCAUUGUUCCAAAUGACGUGCUUGGUUUCAUAAUUCUACCUUCUAUUAUUUUACAAACAUCAAGGACAACAUAUUGUGAUGAUAUGUCAUUAU
Molecule: messenger RNA, 996 nt
Organism: Lolium rigidum
Lineage: Eukaryota; Viridiplantae; Streptophyta; Magnoliopsida; Poales; Poaceae
Product: probable inactive receptor kinase At5g58300
Exons: 3
Coding region: 1-783 (260 amino acids)
Biological process (GO): protein phosphorylation
Molecular function (GO): ATP binding; protein kinase activity
Source: RefSeq, a predicted model, not a curated record